This is a messenger RNA of Camelus dromedarius (Arabian camel), 7996 nucleotides long. It is a transcript of the gene OMP, whose product is annotated as olfactory marker protein. The record is from RefSeq and is a predicted model, not a curated record. Gene Ontology annotation, biological process: signal transduction; sensory perception of smell. Gene Ontology annotation, cellular component: neuronal cell body; nucleus; cytosol. Lineage: Eukaryota; Metazoa; Chordata; Mammalia; Artiodactyla; Camelidae. The transcript has a single exon. The coding region runs from base 5841 to 6332 and encodes 163 amino acids.
UGGGGAGGGGGUGCUGGGGAGCGUUAACGCAUCUUGGUCCCCUUGCCACCAGAUGGGGGAGGUGCGGCCUGAACAUACAGGUGAGAUUUGAUGACAGCCUAUGCAGGGAUAGGGUAGGGUGACACCAGGGCUGUUCAGAAUUGGCAGAGCAUCAGAAUUGCCUUCCUCUCCCCUGCCAGCUCAGGAGCAGGUGCUGGGAAUCUGUGUAGCUCCCAGUUCUGAUGUAUCCCCUCUAGACUACUGGGGGCCCACAGUGUCCUUGGGGCCACUUGGUGGACACACUUAUGAAAUGUGGAAGCUACCAAAAUCAUGUGCAGUGUGGAGACACCACUAACUGGGGCUCAGGAGACCCCGGCCAGUACCUUCUAUGUGACUUGGCCAGUCCUUGUCCUUCUCUGGGCCUCACUCUUCUCACUUGUUCUGAGGGAGUGAUCCAGACAAUCCUGAUCAUGAUUCAUGGUUCCAAACAGCUGAUGUCCUGGACGCGGACCAAAGGUUUAGGUUGGAAAGAAUGGGCUCUGGUCCCGACACUUUGUCCCCUUGUGGUGGCAUUCGGCAGUGUAGUCGUUAAAUCCAACAGAGCUCCCUCCUGGGGAGGCCAGGAGGCUGGGGUUGUGGUUUCUAAAGAAUAAUUGACAGGAACUGCACCCUGGGUUCCCAAGCCGGCAAAUACAAGUCAUUGCCCUUCCUUCUCUUUCUACAGGGGCUGGCAGCACAGCUUGGAAGCACUGGGCAUCCGGGUCUUACAGGCCCAGGGGCAGGUCCCAGCCUCUCCGUUUUGUAGCUUCAUAUUAGCCUUAGGUUUCUCAUCCACAGAGUCAGGCUAUCAGAGUAGCUCCCUCUCGGGGAGGAGUGAGGGUGGAACGAGGUACUGUACUUACAGGGCCUCGCACAGUGCAUUGCCGGGUGAGGGGCGGCUGCGACAGCCAGUGUGGUGAUAAUUCAGAUUCAUGGAACACAGUGAGUGUUCUGUGCAAGUGGGGUGCAAAGAGCAGGUGAGUUUGUUCUCGUCCUCUGAGGCAUCCCUCAGCCAUCAGAGGGCGCUGUGCCUUCGGCUGAGGUUGGAACCGUAGUAGGUGCUGUGCUGUCUUGUCUUCUGAACAGGGAUGGGACCUCUCAAAGCCACCCUUUAAAUGGGCACCCCUGGGGCCUGGCCCUGAUGGUCCUGUGGGAUACAGGAAGCUGUGUGCUGUAGGGCCCUCCGCAGAGGCCACUGUGUCGGCCCAUAGAUGUGGGUGGUUGUGGGGCAUCUGAGCUAGGAGGACCUCGGAGAGCCGUGCAUAGAGUCAUUUCACUCAUGGGCCCCAUGGCCAGGGAAGGUCGGGGCCUGGCACUGUUCUCUGGGUGUAGGGCUGUCCUCACCCUCCUGCCUCCAGGCUCUAACCCCCUUCUUUGAGCCCAGAACAAGGUGACCCUGAGCUAGAUUGGCUCAGUCUAGGGCUGGAGGUGGCACACAGGAGCCCUGUGGGGCUGGCCCCACACCUCCCACCUUGCCCUAUAAUUGCCUGUUUAUCUGUGGGCUCCCCUCUCGAGGUGAGCUCCCCUUGGGCAGAGCUGGUUCAACUUCUAUCUUCCCAGCAGGAGCCUGGCACAGAGAGGGCUCAAGAAAGUUUUGAGCCCCUCCCCAAAUUGUUGGACCCAGCUACUGGCCAGCAGCCCCACAGCUGGCCUGGCUACCUCAGGCCUCCUGGGCCUUGCAGGGGGACUGGAGCCUGGCCCGCUGUGUCCCCUCAUAGGAAAUGGGCUGUCUGGUAAUUUGUAGGGAAGAGCCUCAGCUUGCUGUGUGCCCUGCCCUGGUCCCAGGCAGUCCCUUGGUGCAGCUCCCCGCCUAGCAAGUGGAAGAAAGGGCCCUGGACCCGCAGGCAAGAGGCUUGUCAUUGAUGCCGUGACAGUGGGCAGGCCUGUGUUUGUCUCUGGGCAGAAGGUUCCUCCUGCAUGGUGUCAGGGCACUGGCCUGGCUAGGCUGGAGGCUUUGAGGCCAGAUCUCCAGGAGCUUGGGUCUCCAAGAGGUUGGGGCCGGGUGGCGUGCUCUGGGGUAAUUGCACUCUGUCUUCUGGUGCUGCUGUGGUGAUGGUCCCUGGGUCCCGGAAGGAGGCUCGAGGCCCCGGGGAGCUCAUUACUGUGCCUUCCCUCCCCUCCUGUCCCUGCUGACCAGGCCCUGUUUGUUGUCAUCCCUCACUUUCUGGGCCUGUUGCCCAGCAGGGCCUCCCCUGCCCAGCUCUGUUUUCUCCAUGGAACGGGGGUGCUCAGCCUGAGCUGCACCCCUACUCCCCCUGCCCACCUCAAUUCUGGGGAUGCAGGCGCAUCACACCCUCGGCACACAUGCCCCCUCCUCCAGGAAGCCAUCCCUUUACCUCUAGUACUUGACACAGCCUAGGGUGAACAGGCUGGGAUUUGAAGGCAGCCAGACCUGGGUUUGAUUCUGGCCGGGUUCCUUGCUGGUCAUGUGACCUUAUGCAGGUCGUGUUCCUUCUCUUGGCCUCUGUGUAAACCUGACCUUUCCAGUCCAGGGUGGUGGGAGGAUUAAAGGAGCCCACAGGAUUAGGGUGAGGGUAGGUAAGCCCGUGGCAUUUAGGGGAGAUCUGCACAUAUUAAUCCCACCCCCUUCUCCUCUGGGCUCCGACCUGUUUCUCUGUUCUGCCAGACACUUCUUGGCAGUGGGCCUCCCUGUCCCAUGGGAUCCCUGGUUGCGGCAUUAUGGUCUCCUCAGUGUGAUCGUACAUUUCCUGAGGGCAGGGCAGUGGAUUUCAGGUGACCAGGUUUUGCGGAGCAGAAGUCAGGAUGUGACAUUGGGGUAGAGCAUUUGCCACUAGCUUGGUGUGGCCCAAGCCAGGUGAGUUCCCCUCCCCUGGAGGCCUUUGCAACCCGAGGCUCGAAGGCAGGCCUCUGUGCUCUGAGCCACGGGGUGCCGGAGCCCAGGAGGAGUCAGCUGUGCCCCUAGCCAGAGGGGAGCAGAAGUGAGCAGAAACCCAGUGGAGUGCCUGGAUGCCUGAGAGCCAGGGCUGGGAGCUGGGCAGUCCUGGGCUGGGCCUGGAGGAGGCACCUAGUGGUAGGGCCAGGCUGUCUUUUAGCCCAUUUAAGAAUGUUUCCCAACCCGUGCCUGCCCCUGCUAUGUGAGCAGUUCCUGUCCUUUAGCGAAUGCCAGUUCAUUCACUAUACAGUGGUUAAGCACCAACUGUGCCCCAGCACCAUUCAAGGUACCGGGGACAGAGGGUUUGAAAAAGUCCUAAAUCACGUCAAGUUUUCAUUACCUGGAAACAACCAGUGUUAGGGUUUUCUAUAUUUCCUUCCAGUCUUUUUUCCAUUUGUGGCUAAAGAGGUGCUUGUUUGUCAUGAUCACGGUUUCACAGCCACGGACGCAAGCUUAGAUGUUGCUUUGCUCCUCUCUGUUCACUCCUACGUCCAGCUUUUGGUGGGGCCUCCCAAGCCGUCUGGGGCCUGAGCGGAGGUCUGUGGGUGGCGUGGGCCCAGCCCCACGUGCAGCCUCCUGCCUGCCUUUCCUUCCCUCUUCCCCCUCUGGCCUUCCUUGGCCACCACUGCCCCCUUCCUCCCGUCUACCUGUCUGGGGGGCCCCAGCCCUGGUAACAACUCCCUCCUUCAGCCUCCUCCUGCCUUUGUUCAGGCCAAGACCAGGCCCUCCCCAGAGUCGUGAGGCCUCUGGAUCCUCAUCCAUAGAAGCUGAACCCCCCCACCAUGUCCUGCAGGCCCAGGGAGGGGGCGGGUUUUCUCUUGAUUCAUUGCUGCCUCCAGACCGCACCCUCCCCAGAGAAACCCCUGCAGGCUCGUGCUGGUUGUCCCCCCACCCCGGCCCACCUUAUUGCCGCCCCCUGUCAGCCAGCCACCCUGCCUGCCACCCAGGCACCAGGGGCUCGGCACCUCCAAGUUCCCAACCUUUUUCACCCCAGGUACUGCAGUGUCCCGGGGGUCACGGUGCCCUCAUCACUGUGGCCCCGGGUCUUGAUUGCGUCGCCACCUGCCUUCACCGUCCAGGUAUCGCCCUCGUUCCUGCACCCGAUGCACACCUGUUCCUAAACCACAUUCUGAUCUCGGUCAGGCCCGUGUACUCUCUCCGUGUGCCCAUCUUCUUCUUGUCCUCGGCCUUGGGCCCCAUGGGCCGUCACAUCAACUAUUCUUUCGUCAGUGUCAUUCAUUCAUUCAUUCAUUCAUUCAUUCAUUCAUUCAUUCAUUUAUCAGGGAUUUCCGAGGGCCUCCUAUAUGGCAGCCCUGUUCUGGGGGUGGCUUAGAGUGAUGGACAAGUCAAACACCGUCCUGGCCCCUCCGUGUGGAGACAUCACAGACAAAAACCAAGCAAAUGUACAAAUAAAAAGGAGAAUUUAGUUCUGGGAAAGGAGAGAAAUGUCUCCCUAUGAAGGAAAAAGAAGCUCCCAACAGUCACUCCUCAGCCUCUGCCGCUCCAGCUACAGAGCAGAAGGUUCUGUGAGGAUCAGGCAGUUUAAGGUCUCUUCUCUAUGGUUUUCUUGAACACUGUUGGAGAAUGGCUGCCAGAGGCCCCCAGGACGGACCCCAGUGCUCGAGGUGUUGUCUUAAUAGGACCAGGUGCUUUGUUCCCCUCCAUGACCCCCUUGCUGUUCACGUAGCCCAAGACCCCGCCGACUUACUUAGCCUCUGUCUAGCAAUUGACUCUGCUUGUGGUCCACUAGACCCUUCAGGUUAUUUCCAGUUCUUACACUUUGGCCUGUGCUCUGUCCUGUCUUCUGUGUGUGACAUGUCAUGGCAGCUUCCCCUCUCCCCUACCCCCCCCUCAGCUACACUCACUUGCUCCAUUUCUUCCAUUUGCCCUCAUGUCAUGGCUGAGCCCCCGGUUCCCUCUCAGGCACUGGGGAGACAGACAUUUGUCAGAUUCUUCCACCGCCUCCAGUCUCCUGGGGGAAGAAGCUGAGGCUCAAUACAGGUGUAAUAAGUGGUGGGGUUUUAGCAGAAGAGACUCCCGGGCACAUGGCAGCCACGUGGUGCGGAGUGGCGGCAGGCCUAGCAGGCGAGAGUCACCUGGGUCAGUGAUUCUCAAAGCACAGUUCCUGGACCCACAGCAUCAGUGUCACCUGGGAGGUUGUUAGAAAUGUGAAUUUUCAGGCUUCAUCAGAAACCGCUUAAUUCAGAAACCCUGCGUGGGGCCCAGCAAACUGUUUUAGGUCCCACGGGUGAUUUUGGCGCUCCCUGAAGUGUGAGAACAUGGGUCUCGGUGAGAGACGGAGGUGGCUGGGUGGGGGUCCUGCCAGUGGGGAUGGGUAGGAGGGUUUUCAGGGUAAUUGACAGGCCUUGGUGAUGGGGUGUGAAGGGGGUGAGGGUGAGGCCGAGCUAAGGAGGGCUGCAGGGUUUGGCUUAGGUGACUUCAGAUCUCAAGUUGGUGGGCCCCUCUGGGCCUUGUUCCCCCUACCUUCCUGCCAGAGGGUCUUCCAGCCUCUCCUUAUGUGUCUCCAGUGAGCACCUGCUCCCCACCUCCUGCCCUCUUACAGCCUGCGAGCAAUGCUCCCCUCUUCACAGCAAGCCAGCUCCCAGCUCAUCCGUGGUAGCCAGGGUGGUUGCCACAGCAGUUGACAUCAGCAGUUGGUCCCCAAGGAGCCUGUCACCCUCCUGCCUGCCUGCAGUGCCUCUAUUCCCGCUUCUGCAAGGAGUAGAGGAGGAGGCAUUUGGGGACUCCUGCCUCCUACACACCUCAUUUUGAGGGCUGGGUGGGACUGGGAAGGGCAGUGACUGGGAGAGGAGGGACAAAGGGAGGGCAGAAGGCAGGCAGGGCCCCUGUUUGGUGGCCUCUUGCCUUGGCUGUGAGGCCCCAGUUCACUUGGCUCCUGCACAGUGGAGGCAGCAGCAGCAUUUGGGCCAUGGCCGAGGAGGGGCCAAAGCCGACGCAGCUCAACAUGCCCCUGGUCCUGGAUGAGGGCCUGACCAAGCAGAUGAGGCUGCGUGUGGAGAGCCUGAAGCAGCGUGGGGCGAAGCGCCAGGAUGGUGAGAAGCUGCUGCGGCCGGCCGAGUCCAUGUAUCGCAUCGACUUCAUCCAGCAGCAGAGGCUGCUGUUCGAGCGCUGGGACAUCGUGCUAGACAAGCCGGGCAAGGUCACCAUCACGGGCACCUCCCAGAACUGGACACCUGACCUCACCAACCUCAUGACGCGCCAGCUGCUGGACCCUGCUGCCAUCUUCUGGAGCAAGGAGGACUCGGAAGCCAUGGAUUGGAAUGAGGCUGAUGCCCUGGAGUUCGGGGAGCGCCUGUCCGACCUGGCCAAGAUCCGCAAGGUCAUGUAUUUCCUCAUCACCUUUAGCGAGGGCUUGGAGCCCGCCAACCUCAAGGCCUCCGUGGUCUUUAACCAGCUCUGAAGGUGGCUGCUCACUGCUACCUGCCCUCUCGCCCACCUGCCCUGUCCCCUGCCCGUACCCCUUCCCCCAGUGUGUGUUUGGGACAUUCUUCUAGCUGCUGGCCUGUACUCAGCUUGGCUGGGACCCCUGAGCCUGCAUCCUUCGUUCCCCUCUCCUUUCCUUGGUGCUGGCACUGCUGCUCUGUUGAAGCUGAACUGGCUGCCGCUGCUUCUGCUGUAGACCACGGAGGCCUGGUCGGGGCUGGUGUGGGAAGACAGGGAGGCCGUGGGCAUCUGCCUUCUCCUUGCUUCGUUGUCGGGAGAGAGGCCGAGAGAGACCAAGACAGAGACAGACACAGACACAGGGAGAGAGAUCUAAGGACACCGGGCUUUCUCCGGAGAUGGGGAGGCGGAGAUGACAGAGCAGCCUCCUUGGAAAAUCCAGCAAACAAGCCUCUGCUGCCCUUCAGCCACAACGCUCUUUUCCAGAACGCUGUCCGGAGGUGAACGCCCAGCCUGAGAACCCAGGAAGGUGCUGCUCCGGGUGUGGCCCUGCAACGCCUCAAGGGCCCUCAGGACAUCGGGCAGGGUUGCUGGGGGUGCUGAUUUGGGCAGUGGGGAGUGGCUGGCACACUGGAGGCUGUGCAGGCUGACUCUUGCUCUUCUGGGAGUGACUUCGGGAAUGGAGAAGUGAAGGGGGGAAAUAUAAAAAAGUUGCAUAGAGCUGUGUCUAAACAUAUACACGUAUAUUGAGAGAGAACAUGCUAUAUUCAUGUGAAUAACUCUAUACCUGCCCUGUGAACAAGUCUGACUUUAGGUGAUCUAUUAUAUAAUUGGCCAGCUGGUGCACAGGUGGCCCUUAGCAGGGGCUUGGUCAGCAUGACAUUGGGGAUGAAGUGGGGAACAGUGCAGUAAACAGGUUUCCCUCUGCCUGGGGGAAGUUGGAUAGAGGGGGUCCAGAACCCUGGAGCUGGGGCCGGUUGCAUCUCUGGGGCUGCAGGUGUUCCCCUGCUAGGAUGUCAGACUUUUUUUGGCUCACUGAUGGGAGAAGACAAGUGUGUCAGCCUGGUGUGGCAUCUCUUUGGCAUCUUUGGUGGAGUCGAGAGGUGGGGAUGGGCGUGGCCUUGGGAGGGCAGUUGUGACAGCUGAUGGUCAGAAGUGGGAGAUUGGCAGUAGUGUGAGCGGUGGUCCUUUCUAACUUGAAGCGCUGGUGCCUGUUCUGAGAUGUGCUUGGAGUCCCCGUGUUUGCCUGCCUGCUUCUCUGUUGACUCCAGGGGGAGCCUGGAGGCCAGACCCCUGCGGAUGGCCCUGCCCUUUUGUCUCUUUGCUUGACCUCUCCCUGCAGCUGUGGGGACCCUCUUGGUGCAGACUGCCUGUGCCCCUACCCCACCCCACCAUGUCGGCCUCGUGCAGGCAUGCAAGUGCCUCUGCCGUGCCCACCGCGCAUCCCCAAUAAAGCCUGUGUGUGCCUCAUGGUGUGUGUUCUCUCAUCACAAGCCUCCCCCUCCCCAGGCCCUCUCCACACUCCUGACCCCUCCCCACCUGCUUUCAGGGAUGAGGCCCAGAGCAGGCAGGUGACUGGAAGGAGUUUGAAACCAGGUCCCCUGACACCCAAUCAGGAACCAACACCUCUGAGUUUUUUUCCAGUGGCCCCCAGACCAGCCUCUGCAUGGGAUCUGGAGAAAG